CUUCACGGACACAGACAUGGACGAUACACUGUUCCAGUUAAAGUUCACAGCGAAGCAGCUGGAGAGACUGGCGAAGAAAGCCGAGAAGGACUCGAAAGCAGAGCAGGCUAAGGUUAAAAAGGCUCUCCAGCAGAAGAACGUGGACUGUGCACGUGUGUACGCUGAGAAUGCCAUCCGUAAGAAGAAUGAGGGUGUGAAUUGGCUGCGUAUGGCGUCACGUGUCGAUGCCGUGGCCUCUAAGGUCCAAACUGCCGUCACCAUGAAGGGGGUGACUAAGAGCAUGACCCAGGUGACCAAGGCUCUGGAUAAAGCUCUGAACUCCAUGGACCUGCAGAAGGUCUCGGCCGUCAUGGACAAGUUUGAGAGUCAGGUCCAGAAUCUGGAUGUACACACUUCAGUGAUGGAGGACUCGAUGAGCUCAGCCACCACCCUGACGACGCCACAGCAGCAGGUGGAUGAUCUGAUUGUGCAGAUUGCGGAGGAGAGUGGGCUGGAGGUGAUGGAUCAGCUGAACGAGCUUCCUGCAGGAGCCUCCGCCCUCGGGGAGAGUUCAGCCAGGACACAGGACAAAGAGGAACAGCUGUCCCGCAGACUGGCGGCUCUGAGGAACUGAUCAUCACCGGCCCGUUCCUGAAGAGCUGGAGAGUAAAACUGCUGAAGAUGGAGUGAAGAUGGAGUGAAGAUGGAGUGAAGAUGGAGUGGUGAUGGAGUGGUGAUGGAGUGAAGAUGGAGUGAAGAUGGAGUGGUGAUGAAGAGCGCUCAUUGAUGGACUCCAGUUCUUAUUCUGGACUUGACCGGCCAUUGAUUACAUUUUUUUUAUUCUCACUACAAGAUCUACUCUUCUCUCACACACACACACACACACACACACACGCACACACACAGACACACACGCACACACACAUAUGCUGGAUUGUAUUAGCAUUGUGGCUAAAGCUCUUAGUGUUGUUCAGCCUUACUGCGCCACAUACUCUUUCUCCUCUUCAUUUAUUUUCCUCUUCCUCAGUGCCUGAAUCAGACGUUAGCACCGCGGCAUUGUGGGUAUGGAGACCUGUCAUCAGCACAGCUGUGUCUCUCUCUCUCUCUCUCUCUCUCUCUCGUGUCUGUAGGUGUUUUUAUUUGUUUGUUCUGAAGGUUAUUUAUACGCUGCCGCUUUUCUCUUUUGGUUUUGUACAGUUGUACAGUUACUAUGUGGGAAUAAAAUGUCUCUCGUAACA
Ictalurus punctatus (channel catfish) is the source of this 1217-nucleotide messenger RNA. RefSeq names its product charged multivesicular body protein 1A (gene chmp1a). The record is from RefSeq and is marked provisional. Gene Ontology annotation, biological process: late endosome to vacuole transport; endosome transport via multivesicular body sorting pathway; protein transport. Gene Ontology annotation, cellular component: ESCRT III complex; multivesicular body. NCBI's taxonomy places the organism in Eukaryota, Metazoa, Chordata, Actinopteri, Siluriformes, Ictaluridae.